AGCAUUAGCAUUAGCACUCGUCCUGCUUUAGACGCUGCAACAUGUCCGCACUGCUCAGAGGACUCGCCCGGAUCCGCUCUGCUCCUGCUCUGCGGGGGACAGCCAUCACUCAGCGGGCUAACAUUACAACAAAACCCGCAAAGGAAGCUGUAGGAGCAGCUGAGACGGUAUUUGGCCUCGCGCUGUUUGCGACGGCCAUCCUGGUUCCCUCCGGCUGGGUCCUGGCUAACCUUGAGAGCUACAAGAAGAGGGAGGCAUGAUAAAGAAAUCCACAAUCCUUUUCCCUCACACCCGUAUCGGGACCACUGGAACCUCGGACCACCUCUUCACGAGGCAGUUUACCUUCUCAUAUUCACAUCAGUCUCUUAAAAAAAAAAAAAUCAACGAAUGACUCCUGCAAAAUGACUUGUAAUAAUCGGUGAUCUUGUGGCUCUUCUUGUGGAUGUUACACCCUAAAAAAUAAAAAUGUUAUUUAAAUCUUAAA
This is a messenger RNA of Hemibagrus wyckioides, 484 nucleotides long. Its product is annotated as cytochrome c oxidase subunit 8A, mitochondrial. Gene Ontology annotation, biological process: mitochondrial electron transport, cytochrome c to oxygen. Gene Ontology annotation, cellular component: mitochondrion. Bases 42 to 260 code for a protein of 72 amino acids. The record is from RefSeq and is a predicted model, not a curated record. Lineage: Eukaryota; Metazoa; Chordata; Actinopteri; Siluriformes; Bagridae. The transcript is spliced from 2 exons.